CCGGAAGUAGCUGAGAUUCCAGCCUUUGUCAUUACAUUAUCAGGAAGCAAUAUCGAUUGGAUAUAUCGCACGCAACCGGAGAAGCAUUCUUGUCGAUCGAGAUUGGGUAGAAGUUGUGCGAUGCUAAGGGGUAAAGUGAUGGCUCCAGCACUACUAAUGUCAUGAUGUGCGUUCGUGGUAAUCCAAGAAAUUACGACGGAUGGGCAGAGGAAGGAAAUCGUGGCUGGAGCUACGAAGAAGUAGUACCAUAGUUUAAAAUAUGAAGUAGAAAAUAUGGUAGAAGUUCUACCAUAUUUUCUAAAAUCAGAAAAUAACAAGGAUCCAGAGCACAAACAACAUGGUUACCAGUCGGUACAACAAUUCCCAUAUAUUGAUACCAACGUUGUCUUGCUGAAUGCGUGGCAAGAACUCGGUUACAAAGUCGUAGAUGUCAAUGCAAACAACCAAUUAGACCAAGAAAAAAAACGUGUAACAGGCGUGGAAUAUGCUUCAGGAAACAACCGAACUAAAUUAAACACAGUUUUUGCUAAAAAAGAAAUAAUUCUCUCUGCUGGAUCAAUUAAUUCUCCAAAAAUUCUUAUGCUCUCUGGAAUUGGACCAGAAGAAGAAUUAGAGAAACAUGGUAUUCAAGUAAUUAGUAAUUUAUCAGUUGGAAGGAAUGUUCAAGACCAUUCAGGAAUGUAUGGUCCAGUAGCUGCAUUAAAUGUUACUUCCACGAGCAAAAAUAUCUCUCUGAUUGAAGACAUUUUCACUUAUGAGCAGACACAUAGAGGACCUUUAUCUGCAAUUGGUACUACUAGUGUCAGUGCUUUCUUGCAAACAAUGUUCCAACAUGAGAAUGGUGUGCCUGAUAUACAAGUUUAUUUCCCUCCAACUAAUCGUGAAGAUUUUUUAAAUAAUCCAGAUGAAUGUCUUGAUGCAGUUGUCGAAUCUUCAGUAUCUUAUUACGAUGCUAUAUCUAUUAUUCCAGUUUUAUUGUCACCUGAAAGCAGAGGAUUUAUAUUGUUGAAUGAGAGUGAUCCUGUAUGGGCACCACCUUUAAUUUACCUUGGAUAUUUUAGCAACAGUAGUGAUUUGGACGUGCUAGCAGAAGGAGUCGAAAUAGUUUUAAAACUGUUUGAUACAGAGUCAUUUAAGAAGAAUGAUUUCACAUUGAUAAAAAAAAACCUUUGCAUCCUUGUAGACAGUUCAAAUUUGGUGAAAGAGAUUAUUGGAAGUGUGUGA
Molecule: messenger RNA, 1224 nt
Organism: Heterotrigona itama
Lineage: Eukaryota; Metazoa; Arthropoda; Insecta; Hymenoptera; Apidae
Source: the annotation of a GenBank genome assembly